ACACCCCUUCAACUGAAUGGUACUAAACCCAUUCACCUUUGUUUUUCUGAUCUCUCCCGCCGUCUCUGCUCUCUCCAUCCUCCUACAACUCGCUUGUCGGCCGGCCACCGACGGCAGCAACUCGAUCUCUUCUCGCCCUCCUUCUCUCUCUCGCAAUGGAACAUGGAUCCUUCACAGAUGAGACCAAAUCAACAUUUUCAAUGGCUGAUGAAGAUCAUACACUUGCAAAUGCUCUCAGAUACACUUUGAAUCAAGAUCCAAGAGUGACAUUCUGUGGGUACAGCAUCCCCCAUCCUUCAGAUAAUCGAGUUAAUAUUAGAGUCCAGACAACAGGUGAUCCUGCAAGAGAGGUUUUGAAAGAUGCUUGUCAGAACUUGAUGGUGGUGUGCCAGCAUGUCAGGAACACAUUUGACAAAGCUGUGCUUGAUAUCAAACUCACCAAACCUGUGGGAGACAUUAAUAUCAAAUAGAAUGGGACCUUUCUUUUUAUUUGGCUUGUAAUUUACUUUUUUUUCUUUUUGUUUAAUACUUAUUGUAGUUUACAGGUUAUUGAGAUGUGUUAGUUACUGGCUUUUGGAACAUAUUCAUUCCAUUGAAUUUUGAUUACUUUUACUGUUAUCUCAACUGAUGGGAUGCCCUAGGGGAUUUCACGUUAAAUAUUAGAUAUCGUUGAUUUUA
Messenger RNA from Benincasa hispida (wax gourd), 678 nucleotides. RefSeq names its product RNApolymerase 14 kDa subunit (gene RPC14). Lineage: Eukaryota; Viridiplantae; Streptophyta; Magnoliopsida; Cucurbitales; Cucurbitaceae. Gene Ontology annotation, biological process: transcription elongation by RNA polymerase I; transcription by RNA polymerase III. Gene Ontology annotation, cellular component: RNA polymerase III complex; RNA polymerase I complex. The record is from RefSeq and is a predicted model, not a curated record. Gene Ontology annotation, molecular function: protein dimerization activity; DNA binding.